AUGCAGCCCGGCUCGCAGCUCAUCUCCUCCAACGCCCUCAUGAUCAACACUCACGGCCCCAACUCCCCCGGUAGCCCAUCAACCAACAUGCCCGCUCACGUCGUGGAGGUGGACAUCACCGAGGUGUCCAAGUCGCUCGCCGUGCUCGGCGGCUUCAUCAUCAUCUACGGCCUCCUCUCGUACGUCGUCAAGGAACGCCUCUACCUUUCAGAGCCCCUCCUCGCCGUCACCGUCGGCAUCCUCGUCGGUCCCUACGUGCUCAACUGGGUCGAUCCGCUCAGCUGGGGCACCACCGAGGAGACCAACUAUGUCACCUACCAAUUCACCCGCAUCGUCGUCGGCAUCCAGGUCCUCUUCUGCGGCAUAUCGCUGCCCAAGGCGUACUUGUGGAAGGAGAAGUUCUCGCUCAUCAUUCUUCUCUUUGGCAUCAUGACUACCGCUUGGUUCGCCACGGCGCUGCUGAUCUGGGGGCUCAUCCCCAACCUCACCUUCCUCGAGAGCUUGUGCAUAGCCGCUGCCGUGACGCCCACCGACCCCGUUCUGGCCAACUCGAUCACCACCGGCCGUUAUGCCGAAAAGCACGUUCCUGCCAACGUGCGCAACAUCAUCGUGGCCGAAUCAGGCGCCAACGACGGCUUGGGCUUCCCCUUCCUCUACCUCGCCAUCUACCUCUUGGCACGUACGGGCGAGGAUGUAGGAUCGAGCGUCGGCACCGAGGUCGGCCGCUGGGUCUACGCUGUCGUCAUUUACCAGAUCCUCCUCUCCAUCGCCUUUGGCUCGCUCAUCGGCUACCUGGCUCGCAAGACGCUCAAGUGGGCCGAAUCGCGCUCGUACAUCGACAAGGCCAACUUCUUCGCCUACGGUCUCGGCCUCGCCUUCUUCACGCUCGGCACCACGGGUCUCUUCGGCUCCGACGACAUCCUCGCCUGCUUCAUUGCCGGCAACUCGUUCACCUGGGACGACUGGUUCCGCGUGCGCACCGAGGACAACGACUUUCAGGAAAUCAUCGACACCGUGCUCAACAUGACCGUCUUUGUCUACAUCGGCGCCAUUAUCCCCUGGGCUGCCUACUCGGACCCGGAGCUGCAGAUCACCGGCUGGAGGGUCGUCGUCCUCGCCAUCCUUGUGCUUCUCUUGCGCCGACCGCCCUGGGUCAUCGCAGCCACCAAGGCGAUUCCGGCAUUCCGCGACUUCAAGGAGUCCGCCUUUGCGGGCUGGUUUGGCCCUAUCGGCGUUGGUGCGGUGUUCUACAUCCAGGUCGCCCUCAAGCAGCUUCCCGAUGAUGGCACCCGCGACCGGCUCCAGGCGAUCUACGCGCCGCUGGUGCUCUUCAUGGUUUUCGCGUCGGUGCUCACGCACGGCGUCACGAUCCCCGUCUCAAAGCUCGGGCCGGGCGUCGUGCGUCGUACGGCGACGCUGACCAAGACGCGUUCGAUCACCUUUUCGCGUCCCAUGAGUCGCAGCAACACCAUCCAGGCCAAUACCUUGCAGAACGGACGACAAGGAUCGCCCGAAGGGUCGGACGAGCACGGUGCAGGUCGCGGCACCAACUCGUCGGGCACCUCGACUCACGGACACGUGGGAUACAACGAAGAGGGCAAGCCGCUGUGGAACCCGCUGGUUGCCACCGUCGACUUUGGCGUGCAUGUGCUGGCGUUCUGGAGAAAGGACAGCUUCUGGCGAAAGGACGUCUCGCCAGGCAAGCACAAUGCGCUCGGUGGACAUGGUCAGGGUCAUGGUCAUCCUGUUCGUAAGACGGACAUUUCAGCUCCUAGCCGCCCCAUCAAGCAGCGCAGUGUGGAGGAGGACGCCAUUGCCAGGGUGAUCAAUGAGAGCAACGGUCAAGACAUUGGGCUGGCGGAGAUCGACGCGAAUGAAGAACAGCGCAAGUCGCGAUUGCCGCCUCCUACGCUCGAGCUGCCGACGUCGUCGAAAGGUAUGCCGAGCCCGAUCCUGCAGAGUCCUUCGACGUUUGGCUCGCGUCCCAACUCGGCUGGCGAGGGCAAGGCGGUCGAGAAGCCCGAGAAGCCCGAGAUGCCCGCUCUGACGCGCACCGUGUCUCCGCGUCGAUUUGCGAUCCUGCGCGCACUCGGCAAGGAGAUGCGUGACGAGCGCGACGAAGCCGACUCCGAGGCGGCCAAGGGCUGGGAGCGCGGCGAGGAGCGAGAACGCAAACGCCUGCGCGAGAUGCUCAUGCGCAGCGGCUCCCAGCCCAAGCCGUCCGAGGCAGCAACCGAUGCAGAUGAUGCCCAGGAAGCGCGCGAUGCUCAAGAGGCGCUUGUCGACAACGCUCCCAGGAGCGAACCCGAGGCAGACGCCCAGUCCACCCAUUCGUCCCAGCGCAGAACGCUGCGCUUCGUCUAA
Molecule: messenger RNA, 2364 nt
Organism: Moesziomyces antarcticus
Lineage: Eukaryota; Fungi; Basidiomycota; Ustilaginomycetes; Ustilaginales; Ustilaginaceae
Exons: 2
Coding region: 1-2364 (787 amino acids)
Biological process (GO): regulation of membrane potential; proton export across plasma membrane; sodium ion export across plasma membrane
Cellular component (GO): plasma membrane
Molecular function (GO): sodium:proton antiporter activity
Source: RefSeq, a predicted model, not a curated record